This is a messenger RNA of Soboliphyme baturini, 999 nucleotides long. NCBI's taxonomy places the organism in Eukaryota, Metazoa, Nematoda, Enoplea, Dioctophymatida, Soboliphymatidae. The record is from the annotation of a GenBank genome assembly.
AUGGCCUUCUUCGUCACGCGGCGGCUGUGGAGGCCGAAGAACAACGUGUUAUGUUUGGCAUUCACGUUCUUUUCGUCCGUAUGGGUCAUUACAACCGUGGUCAUACUGAGGCUGCAGGAAAAUUACCAAGGCGCAUGGUAUACCGUUGGCAGGGCGAGACGCGAAAGCGACCGAUCGCCGGGUGUUACAGCUGCCCCCGGGGUGCAAGCCAUCGUUGGUUACUACGAAGGUGCCUUGCCAGGAUCAAAGCAAGUCACUUUUACCCAAGAGGAGCUGAACAUCAAUCAAUAUAGCCCGGUACCAGGCAUGGGCGAAAUGGGACGUCCCGUGAAGAUGAAUGCCGUGGAAGAGGUAAGAAGCAUGAAGCUGUUCGCCAUUAACCAGUUCAACAUCGUUGCCAGCGACCUCAUGGCGGUCAAUCGAUCUCUACCAGACGUCCGACAUCAGGACUGCCGGAAACUGACCUACGACACUGACCUGCCUAGCGCCAGCGUCAUCAUUGUGUUUCAUAAUGAAGCCUGGUCGACUUUGAUCAGAACGGUCAUGAGUGUCAUAAACCGUUCCCCGAGGCACCUCCUUCGCGAAAUCAUCCUCAUCGACGACGACAGCAAAAGAGAAUUUCUCAACCAAACGCUCGACGCCUAUGUCUCGCAACUGAGCGUUCUGACCAAAGUGCUUAGAUCCAGGCAACGCAUCGGAUUAGUAAAGGCCAGACUGAUGGGCGCUAAAAACGCAACUGGACAAGUUCUCAUAUUCCUCGAUUCGCAUUGUGAGUGUACAACGGGCUGGAUAGAACCACUGCUUUUAAGAAUCAAGCAAGACAGAACCGCAGUUGUUUGCCCAGUUAUCGACGUAAUCAACGACAAGACCUUUCAGUUUCAGAAAGGCAUCGAAACCUACCGUGGAGGUUUUAAUUGGCACCUGCAAUUUCGGUGGUACUCGCCGUCGUCGUCAACAAUAGAAAAACUGGAAAAAGACUCGACGGCACCAAUGAAGUAG